Molecule: messenger RNA, 3855 nt
Organism: Ictidomys tridecemlineatus (thirteen-lined ground squirrel)
Lineage: Eukaryota; Metazoa; Chordata; Mammalia; Rodentia; Sciuridae
Gene: Thbd
Product: thrombomodulin
Cellular component (GO): membrane
Molecular function (GO): transmembrane signaling receptor activity; calcium ion binding
Source: RefSeq, a predicted model, not a curated record
CCCGGGCGCCUGCAAGCAACACCCUUGGACAGCAUGCUAGGGGUCUUCCUUCUGAGUGUGUUGGCCCCGGCGGGCCUGGGGCUUCCCACACCAGCAGAGCCUCUGCUCAGUAGCAGUCAGUGCGUCGAGCACGAUUGUUUCGCGAUUUUCCCGGGCCCCGUGACCUUCUUUGCUGCCAAACAGGCCUGCGAACGCCUGCGAGGACAUCUGAUGACCGUGCGCUCCUCGGUGGCUGCCGAUGUCAUCUCCCUGCUACUGAGUGACGAUGAGAGCGUCGGCCCGCGUAUUUGGAUCGGUUUGGUGCUCCAUCAGGGCUGCGUCGACCCGGAGCAACUCGGGCCCCUACGCGGCUUCCAGUGGGUUACAGGAGACAAUCGCACCAGCUAUAGCAGGUGGGCGCAGCUUGACCGUGUUGGGGCGCCCCUCUGCGGCCAGCUGUGCGUCACUGUCACGGCAGUGGCAGCCUCAGCGCCUGGAGAACCGGUCUGGGAGGAGCAACAGUGCAACCAGGAGGCCGACGGCUUCCUCUGUGAGUUCCCCUUUGCAGCGUCCUGCAGACCCGUGGCAGUGGACCCCAGCGCCGCUGUUGCUGUUCAUGUCCCAAUCACCUACAGCACCCCGUUUGGGGCCCACGGCAGGGACUUUCAGGCACUGCCAGUGGGCACCUCCGCUGUGGUGGAGAAACUAGGCUUGGAGCUGAUGUGCAUGGUGCCUCCUGGAGCUGUAGAGGGGCGCUGGGGUCGGGAGGCGCCCGGUGCCUGGGACUGCAACGUGGAGAAUGGAGGCUGUGAGCACGCGUGCAACCAGAGCGCUGUGACGCCCAGCUGCCUCUGCCCAGGUGACGCCGUUCUGCAGGCAGACGAGCGUUCCUGCGCAGCACCCACAGUGCAGUCGUGCAACCAUCUAUGUGAGCACUUCUGCGUUAAUAACUCCGAAGUGCCGGGCUCCUAUAUGUGUAUGUGCGAGACUGGCUACCAACUGGCCGCGGACCAGCACCGGUGCGAGGACGUGGACGAUUGUAAGAUGGUCCCAAAUCUGUGCCCGCAACAGUGUGUCAACACGAAGGGUGGCUUUGAGUGCCAAUGCUAUCCUGGCUAUGAAAUGGUAGACAGCGAAUGCGUGGAGCUCCUGGACCCGUGUUUCGCCGCGAACUGCGAGUACCAGUGUCAGCCGGUGAGUCAAACAGAGUACCGUUGCAUUUGUGCUGAGGGCUUUGCACCCAACCCCCAAGAUCCGCACAGGUGCCAGAUGUUCUGCAAUGAAACUGCAUGCCCCGCAGACUGUGACCCCAACACCCCAGACAGUUGCCAGUGCCCAGAAGGCUACAUCCUGGACGACGGUUUUAUGUGCACUGACAUAGAUGAGUGCGACAAUGAAUACUGUCCUUAUGAAUGCCGCAACCUCCCGGGCAGCUAUGAGUGCAUCUGUGGGCCCAACUCCGAUCUUGCCGUCUCGGUUGGCACAGACUGUGACGCUACCAGGGUGCCCAACAUUGACGACAAGGAAGAUGGCUCUGGAGAGCUCCCAAUCAGCCCGACGCCGGACUCCACCUCAAGUUCUCCAACCGCGGGGCCUGUGCAUUCGGGCGUGCUCAUUGGCAUAUCCAUUGCAAGCCUGUCUCUGGUGGUGGCGCUUUUGGCACUCCUAUGCCACCUGCGCAAAAAGCAGGGUGCUGCGCCAGCAGAACUGGAGUAUAAGUGUGGCUCACCUGCCAAGGAGGUGGUGCUGCAGCACGUGAGAACUGAUCGGACACUGCAGAAACUCUGAGGGCCCUCCCUCCAGGGAUCUGGGUGUUAGCGUGCCUAUUUCUCCUUCCUGUGCCUUUCUCCUUGGCUACCCAGAAGCACCCUAGCUUGCUUGACACCUGGAGAAGAUCCUCCCCCAUCCUCCCAUACUGUAGUUGGGCAGGAAAGGAUUGGAAGAAGGGGAGCCCCAGUCUCUUGGACAGCAUGCUAGGGGUAAAACUGGGAAAACUGGGCAGAGAUGGCAAAUUUACAUCAAGACACAGACUGCAAAGUGUCCCAGGACCUUACCAUGGGGGACAGGAAGGGUGAGCCUUACUGGUUUGUAGCCUUGGGGGCUGACUUGUGAGAUAGUGACGACCAGUGUAUUUAUUAUUAUUUUAAAAUAUUUAGACUUUCCCCCAUUCCUUUGCUCCCCCCCAACCUGUAUUUCUCCAAUACAAACUUUAUGUGUAUGUGACUUUCCCACUUACUUUUUCUCCUCCUUUCUUUUUUUUCCCCCUCUCUCUCUUCCUCCCUACCUCUCUCUGGCCUUAUUUCUUUGCUAUUAGCUGUUCAUCGAGGCAGACAUUCUACAUGAAACAGAAACAAAGACACUAAAGCCCAAAACGGUGCAGUAUUUUCUUUUUCAUCAGCUUUGAUAAUUAUCCCAGAAUUUUAGGCUUCCAGAGCACAAUAAUUUUAACAAAGGUUAAAAAGUGAGAGGCGAUAAUCACAUUAAUAUCAUGGGACUAUCAUAGAAAUUCAACCCAAGGAGUUUUUAUCUUCAUUUUUAAAAAGUGAGCCUGAGUUUCAUUGUUGUUGUUGAUUUGACUUGGACUGAAAAAUAGUAAUUGUGUUUAAAAUAAUUAGGCAUUUUCUUCAGAAUUGUAGUUCUUAUCAUCAUAAUUGUCAUUAAUUUUUGACAGUGUGGAAAAAAUUCAGAUGCUUGCCUUAAAUUGAGAGAAAUACCUCCCAAGGGAUAGUUUAAGAAGACUCAUGCUUGAUGCUAAUUUGACUCUCAAUUUCUCUUGAUACUUGUAGUAAAAAAUAAAAGCAGCUGUACUGGUUUUAGGGAGAUUGGGUGCUUGGAAAUGGAGCCUGAGUGAUGCCUUUUUAGUCAAUUUUGUGUUCUUGUGACCAAGACACCUGAUAAGAACAAAUUAGAGGAGGGAAAUUUUAUUUGGGGCUCUGUAUUUGGAGGUCUAAGUUCAUAGAUGGCUGACUUCAUUGCUCUGGGCUCAAGAUGAGGUAGAACAUCAUGGUGGGGGAAAGUCCUGUGGAGGAAAGCAGCUCAGCUUCUGGAGGGGUCAGGAAGCAGAGAGAAAAAUGGAAGGGGCCACAGAAAGACACAUCAUUCCAGGGUAUACUCCUAGUCACCCAUCUCCUUCAGCCAGGACUCAACUGCCUCCAGUUACCACCCAGUCCUUUCAAACUAGUGCGGACUGAUUAGAGUAAAACUCUCACAAUCCAAUCAUUUCACCUAUGAACGCUGCAUUGUGAAGACACCUCAUAUCCAAACCAUAACAAUGUCCAGGUAGGGUCUCGCCUUAUGAGGCACUUGGAGAAUAUCUCCCAUUUCAGAGGGACCUCCUAACCCUAGCCAUUGGAAUAUGGUCUUGGGACAAGAAUUGGGCCUCCUGUGGAAGCUCCUUAGAUAGUGACAGUUCUAGGCUCCACCCCACCUAGUUCAUGAGAAAUGCAUUUUAACAAAAUCUGCAAGGGGUUAUCAGUCACUUGAGGAAAAUAGUUCUAGAAAAUUAAAUAUGGGUCAGUAAUAAGUAGCAGGCCAAGUCAGGCCCUUUAUUUUUAAGAAACUGAGGAAUUUUCAUUGUAUAGCUUUGCUUUCUGGUAGAAAAGACUAGGUACACACCUCUAGACAUUGCCACACAGGGUCAAGAAGGUCUUUGGUUGAACUAAGCUAGGCAUGGAAUCAUGCUUCGAUGGUUGGGGACAAAAAUGUAUCAUGUGUGAGUGUAUCAUAUGUAAGGCAAAGGUUUUUCUCUACUGUUUUGUGAACUCAGCACAUUUGUACAUAGUUAUUUAUUUAUUGGAGUUAAACUAGAACACAGGCAAAACCCUUGCUUAUGAUCAUACUUGUACAAAAUAAACAAAUUAAAGAAAUUACAGUGUA